UGUUCUACUCCACGUUUCUCGGGAACCGCUGCCCCCCAUCAUGACAGAAUUUGCGUCUUUAAGGCUGCUGGAGCAGAGAGUCCUCCGCCCUCCUGCAGCCCAGAUGAAGUGUCUCAUGGUUACGUCACCAUCGGGCCUGGUGUGAGGACUCAUUAUGUUGAAAUGGGCUCAGGUCCACCAGUUCUGCUGUGUCACGGCUUCCCUGAGAGCUGGUACUCCUGGAGGUACCAGAUCCCGGCCGUGGCAGCAGCAGGGUUCAGGGUGUUGGCUCUGGACAUGAAGGGGUACGGAGAGUCCACAGCGCCCCCAGACACAGAGGAAUAUUCUCAGGAGCAGCUCUGCCAGGAUUUAAUCACAUUUCUGGACAAAAUGGCGAUACCUCAGGUCACCCUGGUGGGUCACGACUGGGGCGGCGUUCUGGUGUGGACCAUGGCUCAGUAUCAUCCUGAGAGAGUCAGCGCUGCGGCGUCUCUGAACACUCCUCUGUUCCCCGCCGAUCCUUCUGUAACUCCUGCAGAGAGACUGAAGGCUGAACCCAGAUUUGACUACCAGCUCUACUUCCAGAAACCUGGCGCGGCGGAGGCCGAGCUGGAGAAAGACUUGGAGAGGACCUUUAAGAUUUUCUUUUUCAGCAGCGGUGAAGCG
Messenger RNA from Micropterus dolomieu (smallmouth bass), 645 nucleotides. Its product is annotated as bifunctional epoxide hydrolase 2-like. The annotation marks the transcript as partial. Gene Ontology annotation, molecular function: lipid phosphatase activity; magnesium ion binding. Lineage: Eukaryota; Metazoa; Chordata; Actinopteri; Centrarchiformes; Centrarchidae. The transcript has 9 exons. Gene Ontology annotation, biological process: cholesterol homeostasis; phospholipid dephosphorylation. The record is from RefSeq and is a predicted model, not a curated record. Gene Ontology annotation, cellular component: peroxisome.